This is a messenger RNA of Suillus bovinus, 1350 nucleotides long. Its product is annotated as NADP-dependent oxidoreductase domain-containing protein. Gene Ontology annotation, molecular function: oxidoreductase activity, acting on NAD(P)H as acceptor; aldose reductase (NADPH) activity. The transcript is spliced from 5 exons. Gene Ontology annotation, cellular component: cytosol. The record is from RefSeq and is a predicted model, not a curated record. Lineage: Eukaryota; Fungi; Basidiomycota; Agaricomycetes; Boletales; Suillaceae. Bases 329 to 1180 code for a protein of 283 amino acids.
UCUUGUUACAAACGGUUGGUCAUCGAAGAAGAAUACAAUAUAGGCUGACCAGCCAUACAGUAGCUCUAGUACAAUGGUCUCUUCCUGCUUAUUAUUUUGUUAUCUCUCUUGCAGCCUUCUUAUCCACCUCUCUUUACGGUUCAAGGCAGAUGGCGGAAAUGGGUGUAUAAAGAUAGUUAUGUGCAUGAGGCUGCAUUCCAAAAAAGCUUGGUAAUCAAAGCAGAUAGGAGAUAGUAGUAUUAGCUUAGUGACGGACCUCCGGUCGAGCUAGCAUUGCGGAGUCCCAUCUAUGUGCAAUAGAUAGAUAUGGCGCCCUUCUGAAGACAGCAUGUCGAUUUCUACACUCACCCUCAACGACGGCAAUAAAGUCCCUUGGAUGGCAUUUGGCACAGGCACGGCGUUGUUCCAGCAAGAUGCACAGAACGCUGUCACAACUGCCAUUGCCAACGGUUUCACGCACCUCGAUGGUGCCCAGAUGUACGAGAACGAAGAAAGCUUGGGCGCCGGCAUCAAGGAGUCCGGCAUGCCGCGCUCCGCGCUCUUCGUCACCACUAAGUUACAUCGUCUGCAGCCUGACCAGACUGCCAAGAGCGCGCUGCAGGUAUCGCUUAAGAUGCUGGGUUUGGAUUACGUGGAUCUGUACCUCGUGCACGUGCCCGGACACCAUACAGGCCAGCUGAAGGAGGUAUGGAAGUCGAUGGAGGAGUGCAAGAGGGAAGGACUAUCGAAGUCUAUUGGAGUAUCGAAUUUUGAAGUCGAGCACUUAGAAGAGAUCUUGGAGGGUGCUGAGUUUCUACCUUCGGUCAACCAGGUUGAGAUUCAUCCGUAUGUGUGGAAGUCUUUACAACCUGUGAUCGCCUUCCAUAAACAACACAAUAUUGUUACGUCCUCUUUCGGUGGCCUAUCACCACUCUUCCGCGCACCAGGAGGACCCUUGGAUCCCGUAAUCGAGAAAAUCCGGGCACGUCUUGAAUCUACUCGAGGAGAGCCUGUGUCAGUUGGACAUGUGCUCAACAAGUGGUUGGAGCAGAAUGGCAUUUUGGUCGUGACCACUUCGAGCAAGGCGGAUAGGAUGAGAGAGUAUCUCGAUACAGCCAACGUUCCGCGGCUGACAGCUGAGGAGAUCGAGUCAAUUGAAAAUGCUGGGGCGCAGCGUCACCAGAAAUUCUUCUCAAACUGAUAUCUUCAAGGUGGAGUUGCCACUCCUUGGUCGGCAGUGACCGUCCUACAUGUAAGCAAGGAAGGAACGUAGCAGUCAAUGGCCCGGAAUAAGGACAUUAAACAUUGUCAUGAGAUUAAUUCUAUCUUUUGCUUCGAAUCAAUGUGACUGGCCAUGGCAGUGUAUCGCAG